Molecule: messenger RNA, 1430 nt
Organism: Rhodamnia argentea
Lineage: Eukaryota; Viridiplantae; Streptophyta; Magnoliopsida; Myrtales; Myrtaceae
Product: sedoheptulose-1,7-bisphosphatase, chloroplastic
Exons: 8
Coding region: 98-1273 (391 amino acids)
Biological process (GO): fructose metabolic process; gluconeogenesis; sucrose biosynthetic process
Cellular component (GO): cytoplasm
Molecular function (GO): fructose 1,6-bisphosphate 1-phosphatase activity
Source: RefSeq, a predicted model, not a curated record
GCUCAAGCCAAAGCAGAGAGCUCUUCUUCUUCUGCAGAUUUCCUUUUCUCUCCUCCAAACCACGAACUGAAGCCAAGGCUCUCUCUCGGCAUAAGAGAUGGAGACCGGCAUCGCCUGCUACGCUCGUGGGGCUUUCCUUCCCUCCAAGCAUUCCACUUCUCUUGUGUCUCCUCCUCCAUUAUCUCCAUCUUUCACCUCCAAGAGUCUGAAGUCGAGCUCGCUAUUCGGCGAAUCCCUGCGAGUGGCGCCGCCGCCGAGGUCAUCCCUCAAGGCCUCCAAGGCGAAGAACUCUUCUCUCACAACAAGAUGUGAGAUAGGGGAUAGCUUGGAAGAAUUCCUGAGCAAGGCUACUCCAGAUAAAGGGCUGAUCAGGCUGCUGGUGUGCAUGGGUGAAGCAAUUAGGACCAUCUCUUUCAAAGUCAGGACGGCUUCUUGCGGAGGCACGGCCUGCAUCAACUCCUUCGGAGACGAGCAGCUUGCGGUCGAUGUGCUCGCGGACAAGCUCCUGUUUGAGGCCCUGCAAUACUCACACUUCUGCAAAUAUGCCUGCUCUGAAGAAGUCCCUGAGCUCCAAGACAUGGGAGGCCCAGUUGAAGGUGGAUUCAGUGUUGCCUUCGAUCCCCUCGAUGGUUCCAGCAUCGUCGACACAAACUUCACUGUGGGAACCAUCUUCGGGGUCUGGCCUGGAGACAAGUUGACUGGGAUCACAGGAAGAGAUCAAGUCGCUGCGGCCAUGGGCAUCUACGGGCCCCGAACAACAUACAUUCUCGCUCUCAAAGACCUACCUGGGACCCAUGAGUUCCUUCUCCUCGACGAAGGGAAGUGGCAACAUGUGAAGGACACGACCCAAAUUGGUGAAGGAAAGAUGUUCUCUCCUGGAAACUUGAGAGCCACAUUCGACAAUCCCGAAUACAGCAAGCUGAUUGAAUACUAUGUCAAAGAGAAAUACACGUUGAGAUACACUGGAGGAAUGGUCCCAGAUGUCAACCAGAUUAUUGUGAAGGAGAAAGGCGUGUUCACAAACGUGACAUCGCCAUCUGCCAAGGCGAAGCUGAGGCUUCUAUUCGAAGUGGCUCCCCUUGGCUUCUUGAUCGAGAAGGCCGGAGGUUUCAGCAGCGACGGCAAGCAGUCCGUCCUGGAGAAGGUGAUCACCCAGCUGGACGAACGGACCCAAGUCGCCUACGGGUCCAAGAACGAGAUCAUCCGGUUCGAGGAGAUGCUGUACGGGUCAUCCAGGCUUAAGGCCGGGGUGCCCGUGGGAGCCGCCGCUUGAGGCAGGGAAGGAUGUCGACCCCGUGGCUUUGUAUUUGUUGGAUGAAACCCGAGCUACUUUGGUCAUACGAAUUCGGAGGAUAGUCGAAUGCAAAAAAAAAAAAAUGUCCAGUAAUUGCUUUGAGACUCAGACAUUUACAAGUUGAGAUCAUUAUUUG